AUGGCCCACAUGCAAAACAAUUCGAGCUCCUCAACUAGACGAUCAUUAAGAUUAUUAACUGCUGACCGUAAAUCAACGACAAAUAAAUCAACUAUUAAAGAAGACGAAGAACAACAAUCAUCAUCUUCAUCAUCAACUACAACUCGUCAAGCAAAAUCGAAAGCACUUGAAGCACUUUCCAUUAGCAAUAAUAAACGUCGAAUAGAUUCGGAAUCGGAUUUAAACGAAGAACAAGAAGAUAAUAGAGAACGAACAACAUCAUCAUUAUCUCAUCAUAUAUCGAAUGUUAUAAGACAUCGUAAACGAAGUGAACAAUUAACAAAUUUAAAAACAACAAAACGUCAACGAGAAUCAUCAUCUGACGAAGACGAACAUUUAUCUAUUCGAAGAAAAUCAAAAAGAAAUUCUGCACCGAUUUUAUUUCAUCAUAAUCGAAGAAAAAAAAGUGAUUCUGAACAACAAAGUGAAGAUACAGACACGGGGAAUUUUUGUGUUAAACGAAGAGCCGGCGGACGAGAACUUAAUACAGUUGCAAGCGAACCUUCAACUAAUAGUAAUCGACGAUCACGUCGUUAUACAACAAAAUCAUAUAUUGAUUAUUUGACAACGGGUCAAUCUUCUUCUAGUCGUUCAUCGGUGCCCGUCACCAACACUGCCGGUACUGAAAGCCGGUCGUGCGAUACAAAUAAUACCGGUGUAACCUCCUCCAAUAAUCCGUUACAUUUAUUUAAUUCUCCUGCAUAUUAUCAACACAAUUCUUCGUCUCCUCCGCCAUCAUCAGCUCAAUCUUACUCUGGUUUUGUUCCAACCACAUCAUAUACUUCACCACUUGUUGCUAGUGCUCAUCGUAAUACAAAACAACCAUUACAAAUGUCAACUGAAAGUGAUACUGAUCCCGAUAAUAGUCCUACAGCACGUGAUAUACUAUCUGAUCCAAAUUUUGUUCGUGCUGCCACAAGUGGCAGUUCAGCUAGUGCAGCACUUUUUCAUACAUUAACAGGUCGUGUACAACAUUUAAUGAGUAGAGUUGGAGGUGGAAGCUCAAUAAAUGGACGUUUACAACAAUAUAUUCAAGGAAUACAAUCACCUGAUCCUGAUGUUAAAUUAACAACACUUAAUGAAUUAUGUUCCCUUCUUGUUAUGAGUAAUGAAGAUACAUUACCUGGAUUUCAGUUUCGUGCACUUUAUCCACCAUUACGUGAUUGUUUAGCAGAUGAAAAUGAAGCCAAUGCUGAAAUAGCAUUAACAGCAUGUCGAGCUUUAACUUAUCUUAUGGAAGCAUUACCUCGUUCAGCAAUUCAAGUUGUCGAAGCUACUCCUAUAUUUUUAAGCAAAUUACGAAGUAUAACAUCAAUUGAUACAGCAGAACAAUCUUUAACAGCUUUAGAAAUGAUAUCAAAAAGAAAUGCAAAACAAAUUCUUAUUGCUGAUGGUAUUAGUGCUUGUCUUGAAUAUAUUGAUUUUUUUUCGAUGACAUCUCAACAUAAAGCACUUGCUAUAGUUGCAAAUUGUUGUAUACAUAUAUUAACACGUAAUGAUUUUAAAUAUAUUCGUGAACAUUUAGAAAAUUUAUCAAAUCGUUUACGUUCGGAUGAUAAAAAAACUAUUGAACAUAUUUGUUCAAUAUUUACACGUUUAGUUGAAAAUUUUCAUAAUGAUUCAACAAUAUUAUGUGAAAUAGCAUCACAAGAAUUACUUAAAACAAUGCAAACAAUGAUUAUUGUUCAACCAUCAUUAUUAAAUAGUACAACAUUUGUUAGUAUUAUUCAUAUGUUACAUAUAUUUGCUGCUUAUUGUCCAACACUUGCUAUGACAUUACUUAAAAUGAAUAUAGCCGAAACAUUAAUGUGUCUUUUAACUGGUUCAGCUGAAGGUAAAACAUCAACAACAAAAAAAUCUAUAACAUAUAAAUCAGCUACAUUACCAACAAAUGAAACGCUAACAAGUAUGACAUCAAUACAACAAACAAAUAAUAUUGAACUAAUUUUACAUACACCACAAGAAUUGUAUGAAAUUGUUUCUUUAAUUGGUGAAAUGAUGCCAAGAUUACCAUCGGAUGAACCAUUAUUUCAAAUUGAUCAAUUAUUUCAAGGUGGUAAAGGAUAUGAUGUUAAUUCAAAUAGUUAUAUUUUAUGGCAUUGGCAAGAUGAUCAAGGACAAUUAUGUCCAUAUUCAUUUCAAGAUUCUCAAGCAAUUGAACAAGCUUGGCAACAACAUGAAGAAGAAGUUCAAUUAGUUAUAUCUGGUCGACAUUAUCUUCUUGAUUUACAACAAUUACAACAAAUCAAUGAAGAAACUAAUCAAGCUCGUUUUAUAAGACGAAUUGCUAAUCCAAAUUCACCUGAUCCUAUUCAACCAUCAUCACCAUCACCAUCACUCUCAAUAGAAGAAUCAGCAGAAAAUUCUCCUUCAACAACAGCAACAACAACAACAACAACAACUAAUCCAAUCGAUCCUCGUACAGAAGUUUUAAAAGAUAAUAGUGAAUUAUAUAAUGCAUUUAUUCAAUCAUUAUUUACGACACUUUAUGAAGUUUAUAAUACAUCAGCUGGUCCAGCUGUAAAACAUCGUUGUUUACAAUCAUUACUUCGUAUGAUAUAUUAUUCAUCAUCGGAGUUACUUGAAACAAUUUUAAAACAACAAUCUAUAUCGUCACAUAUUGCUUCAAUGCUUGCAUCAUCUGAUUAUAAAAUUGUUAUUAGUGCAUUACAAAUUUCACAAAUACUUAUGAGAAAAUUACCGGAUAUAUUUUCUGUUUAUUUCUAUCGUGAAGGUGUUGUUCAUCAAAUUGAAAUUCUUAUUGGUCUUGGUAUAGCAUCAUCAUCAAAUUUAUCAAGUUCACAACCUGUUCAAAAUCCAACAACAACUCAAAGUCAACUUGAUCUUCCUCAUAUUCAAGAAAAUUCUUCAACAUCAACUAUUCCUGCACUUAGUGAAUCUUUCGAUGAACAACAAAUGCAUACAUAUAGUAAUGAUCCUCCACCAACACAUCGUGGUGCUGCAACACAACUUCAUCCUAAAACUCAAUCAUUUCCAUAUCGUGGUACAACAUCAUCACGUCGUUAUCAAAGCGAAUCAAAUCCAACUAAAGUUGAAACACGUUCACAACGUGGAGGUGGUCGUACUUCAACAACAACAUCAUCUUCACGUAUUAAAUCAUCAACACGUUCAAUGUUAGAAGAAAUGGCAUCAUCAACUCCUCCAGAAUCAACUUCAGUACGUAUUCGUCCUACACGUGGUGGUGGUGGUGGUGCUGGUAUUGGUUCAGGUUUCUUUCGACCAACAAGUGUUACUGAUACAUCUACUUAUUAUACUUUACCAACUGGUAGCCGACCACGUCCAAGUACACCAAUCUAUGUUCCAACAGCAUAUGUACAACAACCAUCCUAUCCAUAUGCAUCAAGUGCACCAGCAGCUGCUUCAUUAAUGAUAUCAAGUAGUUUAUCUCGAUCAAUUUUUCAUCAUCAACAACAAAGUUCAAUAACAUUAUCAUCACAAGAAAAACUGAAAUUAAAAGAAUGGAUACAAAAUCAAGCAAAAACGUUUCGUACAACAUAUUUCUCAAAUAAUUCAUCAAAUUCAAAUAUUGCUCUACAAAUAAUAAAUCGUUUAGCUUCAGCUGUUGAUAUCUUACAUGUUGGAAAAGAUUCAAUUGAAAAUGGUAAAGCAUUACGUGAUAUAGCAAAUAUUAUUGCUAAAGGUGAUGUAACACCUUUUGAAAUGGUACAUAGUGGUUUAAUAACGAAAUUAUUUCAAUAUUUAACUGAUGAUAUAUCAUUACCAAAUGAUCGAUUAGAACGAUUAAUAUUAUUUUUAAAUAUAUUUAUGAGUAUACCUGAUGAAAAUCAAGAUGAAAAAGAUUUAAAACAAUUUAUUAUUGAUUUAUAUCAUACACAAAUAAAUAAUAAUAAUAAUGGAAAAAUUAAUCAGAAUAUAUUAAAUUCUUUAAUUAGUAAAUUACAUGGAUGUAUUAAUCAACUUGAACAGUUUCCUAUUCGAGUAAAUGAUAUUGCUGGUCGACCAACUCAUAAUUCAGCUCUCCGUUUAAUAUCAACUCAUCAAUUAAAGUGCAAUCUUGUUCGACAUCCACAAUGCAAAACAUUGAAACAAUGGAAUAGUGGACCGGUGAAAAUUGAUCCAUUUGCACUUGUAUCAGCACUUGAAAAAUAUUUACUUUUACGUGGUGUUGCUAGUAGUGAAUCGAAUGAUCAAUCGGAUACACUUGAUGAUGAUGAUGAAAGUGAAGUAUCAAAUGAAUCCGAUGCUGAAGAUGUUAUUAAUGUUCUUGCUCAUUCAUCAUCAAUGCGACUUGAAUUUUUAAUUAAUGAUCAUCUUAUUCCACAUAAUAUGACGCUAUAUCAAGCUAUUCGAACGUAUAGUACUUCAACACAAAAAACAACUGAUGGUGAAUCUGAAACCGAUGUUGAUGAAUCCGUACUUUCAUCAUCUACAAUUUGGACACGUGUACAUACAAUUCAUUAUCGUCAAUUAACAAACUCGUCAUCAACUGUACCUGCUAUUAGUACAGAAAUAGGUGCAGCUAGUAGUACAACAUUAUCGAAUCGUUUUCGACAUGCUACUGAUAAUACACAAAGUACAUCAUCGAAAUCUUCAAAGAAAACAAUAAAAACUCCUAAACGUUCAUCAGCUUCUCCAACCAUUGAUGAAUUAUGGAUAAAUGGACAAUGUUCAAAAACAAAAUCUCUAUUAACAUCUGCUUUAAAUGAAUCAAUAUCAUCGAUAUUAACAAUAAAUGAUCUAUCUUUAAAUGCUAUAUCAUUACUUCAUAUAUUAAAUAGUUUAAAUCUUUAUUGGUAUGAUCUUUAUUUUCAUACAAAUACAAUGUUAAAUCAUCAUAAUACAUCAUUAACAUUAAUAUCAAAAAGUGAAUAUUUAUCAUCAAAAUUAACAUCAAAAGUCAAUAGACAAUUACAAGAUCCCGUUGUUAUUAUGAUGGGACAUAUACCGUCAUGGAUAACAGAAAUGGGUUAUACAUGUUCAUUUUUAUUUCCAUUUGAAACACGACAAAUGAUUUUCUAUCCAUGUGCAUUUGAUCGUGAACGUGCUAUGCAAAGACUUUUAGAUAGUUCCGAUAUGUUAACACAACAACAUAAUAAUGAUCAAACAGAUAGACAAUCUGUUAUACCAAGAAUUGAAAGAAAAAAAGUACAAUUAUCACGAGGAAAUAUUCUUGCGGAAAUGGAAAAAAUACUUGAUAAUUGGAAUUCAAAACAUUUCUUAGAAGUUCAAUAUGAAGAUGAAGUUGGUUUUGGUCUUGGACCAACAUUAGAAGCCUAUGCAUUAUUAUCGAAAGAAUUACAAAAAAAUGGUUGUGAAUUAUGGAGAACUGACAAAAUUUUCGAUUCAAACAAAGAUAAAGAUACACCUAUGCCUGAAUAUGUUGAUACUCGUCAUGGUCUUUAUCCAGCACCACUUGGUCGUAAUGCUAAAGCAAAUAUUAUAACAAAAGUUCGACAAAAAUUUAAAUUUCUUGGAAAAUUUAUGGCUAAAGCAUUGUUAGAUUCGAGAAUGAUCGAUAUGCCAUUUAGUAUUGUAUUUUAUAAAUGGAUGUUAGGUGAAGAAGAUAGUUUAAAUCUUGAAGAUCUUAUUCAUAUUGAUAUAAAUAUUUAUGAACAAUUUAAGAAAUUACAAGCAGUUGUUCAUAUUCGUGAUAAAUUAAUAUCACAAAAUCAAAUUUUAAAUCAACAAAUAACAACAAAUAAAUUAAAUAAUAAGAAACGUUUGAAAUCUAAAGAUGAUACACUUUUAGACAGUUCACCAAGUUCAAAUAUUUUUGAUGAAAAUGAUGACAAAUUAUUCCUAGAUGGUUGUAAAAUCGAUGAUUUAGCACUUGUAUUUACAUUACCUGGCUAUCCUAAUAUUGAAUUGAAAAAAGGUGGAAGAGAUUGUUUAGUUACAAUUCAAAAUCUUGAUCAAUAUGUUAAUUUAGUUGUAUAUUGGACAUUAGUUGAAGGUGUUCGACGACAAUUCGAAUCAUUUCGAGAUGGAUUUAAUUCGAUAUUUCCUAUACAUCAUUUGAAAUGCUUUUAUCCAGAUGAACUUCAUCAAGUAUUUUGUGGUAGUGGUUCAACAGAAUUAUGGGAUCUUAAAGUUUUACUUGAAUCGACACGUUGUGAUCAUGGAUAUAAUUUGAACAGUCGAGCUGUAAAAUGGCUUUUUGAUAUAAUGAUUAAUUUUGAUAUUGAUGAACAAAGAGCAUUUUUACAAUUUGUUACUGGUAGUCCUCGAUUGCCCGUUGGAGGUUUUCGUAUGCUACAUCCUCCAUUAACAGUUGUUCGAAAAACUGCUGAGAAUAAUAAUGAUAAUACAACUUCGGAUUCAUUUCUACCAAGUGUAAUGACCUGUGUUAACUAUCUCAAGUUACCUGAUUAUUCAUCAAAAGAAAUUAUGAAAACAAAAUUAACAACAGCAAUACGGGAUGGUCAAUAUGCAUUUCUAUUAUCUUAA
This is a messenger RNA of Adineta steineri, 6468 nucleotides long. The record is from the annotation of a GenBank genome assembly. NCBI's taxonomy places the organism in Eukaryota, Metazoa, Rotifera, Eurotatoria, Adinetida, Adinetidae.